This is a messenger RNA of Drosophila mojavensis, 527 nucleotides long. RefSeq lists its product as uncharacterized. The transcript is spliced from 2 exons. Bases 119 to 394 code for a protein of 91 amino acids. The record is from RefSeq and is a predicted model, not a curated record. Lineage: Eukaryota; Metazoa; Arthropoda; Insecta; Diptera; Drosophilidae.
UUAUUUUACAGCACUGGCUGCCGAUAAUGAAACGCAGCGCACACGAUCGGCUUCAUUCAAAAACUAUUGCAAGCUCAGCGAGUAAACAACAGCAACAGCAAGAGAAGAGGACUGCAGAAUGGAAGUUCAGAGAAGCAAUAAAGAGAAGAAAUAUUCUUACCUAUCCCCAUCCAAAUUUCCUGUGCUCAAGGAGCCGAGGGUGGAUUGCUGCGAGAACUGUAUUUGCAAUCGAAAGCGCGGCUCAAUUUUUUGCACCAGUUGCAAAAAAACUUUCGUGGGUCGCAUUGCGGAACGUUGUCAGAUGCAUCCAGAAGUUGCAUAUCUAAUGGAUGCCCGCUAUUGCGCUUUCUGUGGAGCCGCUGCUAAAGACUUGCAAAUGGGGGAUCCAAUGUAAGCCUAAUGUCGUUGACGACCAACAGUAUGCAGAAGACAUUCAUAUGUAAACAAUAAGAACAAAGAAGUCCACAAAUAUAUAAAUACAUUUGAUUUUGUAUGUAAGCAAAAUAGAAAGGUUUUUUUUUAUAACA